CCCUCACUCACCCUUAAAGCACUGUUCAUGCAUGUGAAGGUGACCAUGGGAGUUGGACCGGUUGGCUGGUGUCUAAGGAGUGUCCAUAAAGCGCUCCUUGUAACAUACUAAAGCUGAAACUAAUUGAGCGCCCCUUUGGGGGUGCUGGCAUAUAUAACAUUAUGUUAAUUAGCAUACAUAUAUAUAUAUACACGGACGUACGUACGCACGGCACCCACGGACGCAGGGACGGACGGACACAUCGGAUCUUGUUGAGUGGCGCGGCUCGUGGCGUCCGUGCCUCGCCCACCGCCGCAGCCGCUGAGCCUCGCCCCGCCCGACCAUCGACCUUCACCGACUCUUCACCGAUGUCCAGCGACUCGCAGCCGUGGCGGGCAUGCAGCGCUUCGAUGGGGUAUGGACCUUCGCCCGAGGGCAAGGCCUUCGCACGGGACUUCCACGAUUUCUUGCUCACGGUGGAAGAGCGUCCUGACAAGCUGGAAAAAGUGGUGGAGCGACGUCGCAGGCACUUUGAGAAGCAGCUCACCAUCGACCUCAAAAAGCUCUUCCACGCAGAGACCGACUCCAGCACGCCCCCGCUGCAGAAUUCCACCCAGCCGCGCCUUCUGUUGACCGCUUCUUCGUGCGAGCUGCGGAAGUGCGAGCGCCACGUGGUGCAGAUCUAGGAGCGCAGAUCUCGGUGGCACCGACCAAGCAGAGUCGAUUGCCGAUGGAGGAGGGGACUGUGCCGCUUGGGCUCUGACGUCCCUUACUUUCUUCGACCAACGCCGGCGGGGUUUCCGCGUGGGCAACAAUGCCCACAUGGGCAUCAAAGAACUCCUGAGAGCCAUGCCAGUUGCCCAGAUAUGCCAUGAUAUGCCCAGAU
This is a messenger RNA of Durusdinium trenchii, 865 nucleotides long. The record is from the annotation of a GenBank genome assembly. Lineage: Eukaryota; Dinophyceae; Suessiales; Symbiodiniaceae.